This is a messenger RNA of Spathaspora passalidarum NRRL Y-27907, 261 nucleotides long. RefSeq lists its product as uncharacterized. NCBI's taxonomy places the organism in Eukaryota, Fungi, Ascomycota, Pichiomycetes, Serinales, Debaryomycetaceae. The record is from RefSeq and is a predicted model, not a curated record. The transcript has a single exon. Bases 1 to 261 code for a protein of 86 amino acids.
AUGACACAAGAAAGUCAAGCUAGUAUUGCUGAUACAUACAAGCAGUUAAAUGAAGCAGAAAAACAAGCUGCUAAUUUAGAAAAAAUGUUGGAUAAUUUCGAACUGAAACUCGAAUCAAUCCUUAAAGAAGCCCAAGCUAUCAGCCAGGAAGAGCUCAAGCAGGUGGAAGAGCCUAAGCAAGAAGAGCCUAAGCAAGAAGAGCCUAAGCAAGAAGAGCAGAAGCAAGAAGAACCUACAGGAGAUACGCAAUCCAGUCAUUAA